AUGGCUGAGAAAGAUAUUCAAAGUCUAAUAGAGGAAGAGAAGGCUAUCAGAAGGGAUCUAGAGGUUUGUGAAGAAACCUUAGAGAACAUUGGUGCGUUAGCUAUCCGCAUACAGUCAUUUUCAAGGUCUGUAUCCUGUCUAGACCCCGAAGAUCCUGAGACCGAAAUGCUGUCUAAGCAAGCUGAUUUGUUUAAUAAGUCUAUCUCGAGGCUUGGCAGCCGGAGGUCGAAGAGGAGAAAUGCAAUAAGGGAGGAGAUGGCUAAGUCUAAAGCAAGCACAGAAAAGGAGUACAUGGAGAAUACAAGCAUACCACAGCCUAUUAGCGAUGAUGACUUCUUUUCCUCCAGUACGAAGAGGAUAAACGAUGUGCUGAUGAAUGCCAUGGAUGCAUUUGAAACGGUCAAAAGGCAGAAUGUAUAUAUAAACAGAACGAGUGAAAGAAUAAGGGCUGGAUUGAGCCGCAUAGGCCUCAGCAAGCAGCUUAUUGACCAGAUUGACAAAAGGUAUUUAUCAGACAGAGUACUUUUCAUGGGAGGAAUUGUUUUACUUGUUAUCAUGUUCUUUCUUCUUAGGUUUUUUUUAUAA
This is a messenger RNA of Encephalitozoon hellem ATCC 50504, 585 nucleotides long. RefSeq lists its product as uncharacterized. Bases 1 to 585 code for a protein of 194 amino acids. The transcript has a single exon. Lineage: Eukaryota; Fungi; Microsporidia; Unikaryonidae. The record is from RefSeq and is a predicted model, not a curated record.